Molecule: messenger RNA, 2716 nt
Organism: Dermacentor albipictus
Lineage: Eukaryota; Metazoa; Arthropoda; Arachnida; Ixodida; Ixodidae
Product: ankyrin repeat and LEM domain-containing protein 1-like
Biological process (GO): double-strand break repair via homologous recombination; resolution of meiotic recombination intermediates
Cellular component (GO): nucleoplasm; cytoplasm
Molecular function (GO): protein binding; DNA endonuclease activity
Source: RefSeq, a predicted model, not a curated record
GUAGUCAGACUGGUCACGUGACUCCAAAUUGGAACUUGCAACGCCCGUGAAAGAAGCCGCCGUUUACGAAAAGUUACGGCCGCGUGUGGACUCGUAAACAAGUGACAACCGUUCGCGAUGUUUGCGGAUUUCACAGUGACCGCCGCAUACAUUCCGUGUGAGGAUUAGCGUCCAUGAUUAGCGUCCUGCCAUGAGCCCGCCAAGACCAGGCGCCGGCGAAGGUUGCAUCUUGCUGCGGAGCGACAUCGUCUUCAAAGCCCUGCAACGGAAAGAUUCGGUGCUGUUCGACAAGCUGGUGCGACAUGGCUCGCUUUCCGGCUUCGUGCUGCCCGACUCGGACGACAACAUGACCCUGCUGCACCUCGUCGUGAGCGUGGACGAGUUCUCGUUGGAGUUUCUCGACAAGCUGCUGAACAGCGGGGCCGACCCGAACGCGGCGAACGCGGACGGUGUAACCGCCCUGCACAUCGCCGCGGCGUCGGGCAACGUGCACGCCCUGGAACGGCUCGUCGAGCGAGGUGGCGAUCCUUCACGUCGCGACCCCACCGGCAAGGACGUGUUCGAAAUCCUCGUCGAGAGCGAGCACUGGGACUGCCUCAGGAGAGUGAGGAAGCUGCUCGGCCCCACCGCCGAUGACCGCGACCAUCCGGAGGGGGCUACUCAGGUGAACGGGUCGCCGCAUCCCGCGCACGACUCGAAUGCUUCCAUUAUUUCCGACGUGGCGGCUGCCGGCGAUGAUGUGGACGUUUCGCCGCGCCUCUCUACUCCGUCCGACGGAAGCAGCGAUUCUGAGUGCCUUCUGAACACAGCUUACGUGUUCCCGCACCCUUACCUGUCCCCCGUGUACGUCGACGACAAGCGGGCCCGGGCCAGAAGACAUCAGAGAGGCAGCGACGGCUCUAAUAGUGCAGCAGACGGCUCUGGUAGUGCAGCAGACGGCUGCGAGGCCAGCCACACGGACGAGUCAGCGUGGCCGCGGACGUCCGAAUCCUCCUUUGAUGGCGGUAGCAGGAGCUACGCCGACGUCGCCCCCACCGAUUCCUCGUGGGCGUCUUCCAACUUGUCGCAGGAGCUGUUGCGACUUAGCGACGAGGAACUGCGGGAGCAGCUCGCCGCCUACUGCGGUCACGACGUCGGGCCGGUGCUCGACUCUAACCGCAACGUCCACCGGCACGCGCUGGCCCACUACCGUCUCGGCGCCCGUGCGCGCGUCAAGCUCGCGUCGACCGACUCGUCGUACGGCUCCGCGACGAAAGGAAACAAGGCCGUCUUAGUGCAGACUUGCGACUUCUGCGAGGUGCUCCACAGGGACCCCGAGUCCGGCGUCGUGCUCAAGGAGGAGCACUACCACUCGUCCUCGGAGGCCGAUUCGAGCGCCACCACGGGAGUGAGCAGCAGCGGUCCCGAGAACGACACCGUUGACGUUCCGCCGGAACUCGGAUGCCUCACGAACGAACAGAUACUCGCGAAGCUGAGGAGCCUGGGCGACGCGCCUGGACCGGUGACCGACGGUACGCGAUUGGUAUAUCUGAACCGGCUCGCCAGACUGCACUUGGGCCUGGUGACCCUCCACAAGUCCCGCGACGUCUUGUCGCCGGACGUCCACACCCUGGUGCUCAACGCGGGCAACUUGGAUGCCUACAGGGACUUGGAGGUCGCCAUGAUGAGCGACUUCGACACUCCCCGUCCCAACAGCUACUGGAGAGAGGGCAACACAAAGGGUUCCUUCACGUAUCUCCUCUUGGACACCAGAGUAACUCGAAACCUGCCUCUGAGGGCCCCCGGCUUGACACUGGCAGAGCGCAUGUCCGACUUCCUGAAGGCAGUCUUUUACGUCGGUAAGGGCAAGAGGUCUAGGCCGUUCAGUCACCUCUGUGAGGCAUUGCUCGUCCGUAAGGGUCUGGACAAGUCAUUGCAGAAGAAGGAGGCUGAGAAGACCCGCAAGAUCCUGCAGAUCUGGGACUCCAGGCACGGCGUGGUCUCGCUGCACGUCUUCCAGAACACACUGGCCGUCGAAGCGUACACGAGGGAAGCUUGCAUGAUCGACGCAAUUGGCCUACGCCGGCUGACAAAUCAAAAGAAAGGAGACGUGUACGGCGUCGUUCAAUCGUGGCACGAGAAGAAGCGGCGAAAGCUAGGAGCGUACCUUGUGUACAAGGCACUGAACAUAUUCCUUAGCGAAGGUGAGCGGCAUCUCGGACCGCUGGACCUGUGAUGCGUACUUUUUGGCAAUCAGCUGGGGUUCGGAUGCAGGCUCCAGUACCAAGCUGAGAACACCAGUGCCUUUUAAAUUCUCAUGUGACUUGAAAACAACAUGACGUAUAACUUUGUGUUGGACGUGAUUGUGUGCAACAGCACGAAGCAAGCUGCUGUCUUGGCAUAGUUUUUUUUUGUUGCUUUGCGAUUUUACCCUGGCAUAGUUGUGAAGAAAAAUAUUUAAGCUUUAUAAUUGUUUUAGAUUUUUAUACUGAUUUUAACAUGGUUUGCUACUAGAAUGUGCAAAUUCUGGCUGUUGUAGUCACAUCAGCGCAAAAUAUCUUCAUGCCGUCCAUUGUACAGCUUUUUUAUCGCUGUUGUGGGAUUUUUGAACCCCAUAGAUGUGCACGCUGUAAUUUGAUCAUCCUACCAUGAAUGUUUCAUGGCUGUUUCUGCAAGUCAGUUGCCAUCAAGUGUUUUACUGUGGCCAACACACAUUAAAGAUUCAUUUUACAUGUUA